CACCAUCUCCGUUGCCCUCCUGUCAGCCCCGUCCCCCUCCCUCCUUUCCCCUUCACGAAGCCGGCUCCGGGGCGCGCUCACCCUGAGAGGAGGCCAGAGGCCGCACUCGGGAGGCGCUCUCUCCACUCCCGGAAGAUCAUGUACCAGCCCAGCCGGGGAGCGGCCUGUCGUCUCGGCCCCUGCCUCCGCGCCUACCAGGCUCGACCCCAGGACCAGCUUUCUCAGAGGACUCUGCCAUUCCCACCCCUUUGGCCCCACUCCACGACAACCACUUCCCCAUCGCCUACUCUUCUCCGGUCUCCCCCACCCCUACGGCCUCCCACCUGGCCUCUUCCCCUGGCUCCCCCACUACCUCUCCCUCAGGUCCAGGCCCUCAGCUCACCGUGGGUGGUUCUCCCUCCAGGAAAGGGGGAGGAGGGACCAGGUCCUGAGUUGCACAGCGGCUGCCUGGAUGGGCUUAGGAGCCUUUUUGAGGGUCCUCCCUGCCCUUAUUCUGGGGCUUUGAUACCUUUCCAAGCCCCUGGACCUGCCCACCCUUCCCCUGCCACCCCGUCAGGAGAUCCUAGUAUGGAGGAGCACCUGGCUGUCAUGUACGAGAGACUGAGACAGGAGCUUCCCAACCUCUUCCUUUACUCCCACGACUACACACUCUACUCAUCGGACGUGGAGUUCAUCAAUGAGAUCCUGAGCUUGCGUACCAAGGGCCGGACGUGGUACAUCGUAUCUCUGACCCUGUGCCGCUUCCUGGCCUGGAACUAUUUCGCGCAGCUUCGUCUGGAGGUUCUGCAGCUGACCCGCCACCCUGAGAACUGGACGCUGCAAGCCCGCUGGCGGCUGGUGGGGCUGCCUAUCCACAUGCUCUUUCUGCGCUUCUACAAGCGUGACAAAGUUGAGCUCUACCGCUUCAGGGCCAGCCCCCCUCAGCCGGCUGUCUCUCCCCAGGACCUACGAUGCCUACUCGACCUUCUACCUGAACUCCAGUGGCCUCAUCUGCCGCCAUCACCUAGACAAGCUGAUGCCUUCGCACUCACCUCCAACGCCAGUGAAGAAGCUGCUAGUGGGGGCCCUGGUGUCCCUGGGGCUGUCCGAGCCAGAAGCCAACCUUGACCUGUGCUCUAAGGCCUGACCCAGGAGCAGGGGUUGGACUGGCACUUGACGACUGCUACGCACAAGGGAAGGAGGUGGAGACAGCCCAGGAUCUCAGGAGCCAGCUUCUCCCCUCUUCUCUCCUUUCUUCCUUCCAUCUCAUGCUGUGUAAAGCCGCUGUGUAAUUUAACUUGUAAAUAAUAAAGUAUAUGUGACUGUA
This is a messenger RNA of Tupaia belangeri chinensis (Chinese tree shrew), 1306 nucleotides long. RefSeq names its product chromosome unknown C6orf136 homolog (gene CUNH6orf136). The transcript has 6 exons. Bases 139 to 1107 code for a protein of 322 amino acids. Lineage: Eukaryota; Metazoa; Chordata; Mammalia; Scandentia; Tupaiidae. The record is from RefSeq and is a predicted model, not a curated record.